This is a messenger RNA of Arabidopsis thaliana (thale cress), 373 nucleotides long. RefSeq names its product Cysteine-rich protein. The record is from RefSeq and is marked reviewed. The transcript has 2 exons. The coding region runs from base 48 to 281 and encodes 77 amino acids. Gene Ontology annotation, cellular component: extracellular region. NCBI's taxonomy places the organism in Eukaryota, Viridiplantae, Streptophyta, Magnoliopsida, Brassicales, Brassicaceae.
UGAAAAAGAGACUUGCUUUCUUUUUAAAACUCAAAGAGGAUUAAGAAAUGAAAAUGAAUAUCACAAAAUCUUAUGUGAUUCUUUUUCUGGUAGUUGUAAUGACGAACUCAUUGUCUAACUCUGAGGUUUUGGUUGCACCGGUGAUCGAAACAGCACAAAAUGAUGUUUGCUUUGUACCAUGUACAAGUAGGUACGGACAUUAUGAAUGUGCGUUUGAUUGUAUGCACAAAAGGUACAAGGAUGGAGGGUGUGUUCAUGGUCGAUGUUGUUGUAAAACAUAAUAUAAACCGAUCAGCGAUUUGAGAUUUUGAAUUAUAUAUCUUUAGCAUCUGAUUUAUGUAUGCUUUUCUAAGAAAUAAAACUAAUUUUAUUA